Bufo bufo (common toad) is the source of this 954-nucleotide messenger RNA. RefSeq names its product protein ANTAGONIST OF LIKE HETEROCHROMATIN PROTEIN 1-like. NCBI's taxonomy places the organism in Eukaryota, Metazoa, Chordata, Amphibia, Anura, Bufonidae. The transcript has a single exon. The record is from RefSeq and is a predicted model, not a curated record. Bases 1 to 954 code for a protein of 317 amino acids.
AUGUCGAAGGAAACCUUUGGAUACCUUUGUGCAAAGCUAAGUCCAGCGAUGGAGAAGCAAAGCACAAACUUCAGAGCUAGUUUGCCAGUGAGGAAAAGAGUUGUCAUUGCACUGUGGAAGCUGGCUACCAACAGUGAAUACCGAAGUAUAGGCCACCUUUUCGGUGUGAGCAAAUCAACAGUGUGCCGGUGUGUGCAGGACUUCUGUAAGGCUGUCUGCACAUUGCUAGCUCCUGAGAUUGUUCAUUUUCCAGACAGUGAAAAGCUAAAAGACAUGGCUAACUACUUUGAGGACAGGUGGGGCCUUCCACAGUGUGUUGGUGCUAUUGAUGGGUCACACUUACCAAUAAUAGCACCACAAGUAUACCACACUGACUAUUUUAACCGAAAAGGCUGGUAUUCCAUCAUCCUCCAGAAAGUAGUGGAUGCAAAAGGACUAUUCUGGAGUGUGAAUGUGGGAAAACCUGGAAGUUUGCAUGAUGCUCGAGUUCUAAGAUUGUCAACAUUUUGGGACUGGGUUGGCCAGGGAGGCCUGUACUCUGGCCACACUAGGAAAAUUUCAGGGGUGAAUGUUGGCUAUUAUGUGCUCGGGGAUUCUGCAUACCCUUUGCAAAAUUGGCUCCUGAAACCAUUUGCUGACAAUGGCCGCCUGACACCAGAACAGCAAAUCUACAACAGGAAAACAUCCAGGGCAAGGGUGGUUGUAGAGAAUGCAUUUGGAAGACUAAAGGGUAGAUGGCGGUGUCUUAUGAAAAGGAAUGACAGUGACAUUGAACUUCCAAAAGCCAUGGUGCUUACUUGCUGUGCUCUUCACAAUAUUUGUGAAAGACAUGGAGAAGACUUCUACCAGGACUGGAAUACGAAUGCAGAAGAGCCAGUACGGGUAGUAGCACAGGAUAUGGAGGAAGAGUGCAAUGAAGUACGUCAGGCUCUGAUGCGACACCUUAACGCUUAA